GGGUUCGAUGUUUCAGUUAUUGUUGUGUUUUCGCGGAAAAUCGAAUUUCCUUCGCUGUGUAAGUGGGUUUAACUUUAAAUCUUAAUGAAAAAUGUUGUAAUUCUCCUUCAAAAUGUCCUUAUCAACACAGCGAGACGAUAGUGAAAGUCAUUAUGUAUUACUCGCAAAGCUAGACAACGCAAGGAACGUUUCUAACAUACUGAAAGCGAUCCAUUUCAAAGAGACAGCUACGCUCUUUGCAAGCUCUCUGGGGAUCAAGGUGACGGUUGAGGAUUCAAAGUGCGUACAGGCCAACUCAUUCAUCCAGGAGGGAGUGUUCCAUCACUUCAGUGUUAAAGAUGAACAGAUUACAUUCAAAAUCAAUCUUACUGUCCUUCUGGAAUGUUUGACAAUAUUUGGGAACACCUCUGUACCAGGCAUUACAACCAGUUUAAAAAUGUGUUACGCUGGCUAUGGAUGCCCACUUGUUCUUGUUCUUGAAGAAGAUGGUGUGCUGACAGACUGUACAAUAAAGACAUUAGAACCAGAUGAAGUUUUGGACUUCAACUUUUGUAGUACGAAUGUCAUCAACAAAAUCAUCAUGAAAUCGGAGUGUCUGAAGGAAGCCUUCAGUGAACUGGACAUGACCAGCGAUGUCCUACAGAUUUUGAUGUCGCCUGAUCAGCCCUAUUUCAGACUGUCAACUUUUGGUAAUGCUGGCAGCACACACUCUGACUUUCCAAAAGACUCAGAUAUGGUAGAGUCCUUUGUAUGCACUCAGACACAGACAAACAGAUACAAGAUUUCACUUUUAAAACCUUCAGUAAAAGCUUUGGCCUUGUCUACGCGAGUUUCGAUCAGGACUGACAAUCGCGGCUUCCUGUCUCUACAGUAUAUGAUCAAGAAUGAGGACGGACAAGUCUGCUUCGUGGAGUACUACUGUGCACCAGAUGAGGAUGUAGAUGAUGAUGACAGCUAACAAAGAAUCAUUCAGACAUCUAUAGAGACUCGAGUGUAGUGUGAAAACUUACAAUUGUUCAGAGAAUUAACUUGAUGAACAAUGGAUUCUUAUUCCAAAGAGUCAUUUACUGCUCAACAUCAAUCUUACAUUGACCUUGUUUUAUCAUUAUUAAAGUUUUAGUUAUUAAAAAUUGUUAUAUA
This is a messenger RNA of Ostrea edulis (European flat oyster), 1140 nucleotides long. RefSeq names its product cell cycle checkpoint protein RAD1-like. Gene Ontology annotation, cellular component: nucleus; checkpoint clamp complex. Gene Ontology annotation, biological process: DNA repair; DNA damage checkpoint signaling. Gene Ontology annotation, molecular function: 3'-5' exonuclease activity. Lineage: Eukaryota; Metazoa; Mollusca; Bivalvia; Ostreida; Ostreidae. The record is from RefSeq and is a predicted model, not a curated record. The transcript is spliced from 8 exons. The coding region runs from base 113 to 958 and encodes 281 amino acids.